AUGACCGGCCGCGCCCAGUCCAACAAUUGGGACCGGUCUCCGCCCUCCCGAGGCAUAUGGGGUGAGUAUAACAAGAGCCACAUAGUCCCGUACGGGCCCCCAACUAACACAGACACCCCAACAUGGUCCCGAGCCCCGUCCUUCCAACAAGAACGAGACCUGGCCCCCGGUGGCGUGGGCCGCAAAAACUCGCAAGGAGAAGAAAUCAACCCCGCAUACAACCCCAUCCGAAGCGGCUCCUUUUCCGGCGGCAUUUCCCUCAUCCGCUCUGGCAAUGAUAUCCGCAGAGACUCCUCCAUGCUGCCACACCCCGACCACCAGUUUGCCUCCAAACACUUCAGCUUCAACGACGUGGAAAUGCAGCGGCCCCACCUACAGGCCCCGGAAAUCUUCAACCCGUCUCAGGCCCACGCGCCCAUCCCUGCCAGUGGAAGCUCAUUUUUGUCCCGGUUCUCCAACAUCGGAGACGCCACAAGAGACGCAGAGCUCAACCUGGGCUCUCGAAAGGCUUCACCCGAAGACGCUUCUGGUUUUGGGCUGGUUUCUCGACGAACUUCCACCUCGUCCGCCAGCCCCAUCUGGAACAAUACGGGUUCUCCUCCUGCCCAGCAGACCAAGCUGCACAUUGACGAGGUCACGGACCAGAUGCAGACCUUCACUCCGUUUGUGCCCUACGAGAGAUACUAUGACUACGGCGCUGACAUGGGCGCUGCAGGUACUGGUGUAGGUGCAGGACUGCCUAAUGUUGCGGGUGUUGCUCCCAGUGGUCUUCCUGCCUCUGGUGCUCCCAUUGGACCCGCUAGUAUGACCAUGGGAGGCAUGCCCAGCAUGGGAGGCAUGCCCGGCAUGGCCGGACUCACGCAGUCGCCACAGGCUCCCACAGCCGCUGUUUCCAACGGCCACGACUUUUAUGGCUUCCGAGGCAGACCCUCACCCCGCAAGUACGGCGUCAAGGAGUUCUUCCCCAACGGCUUGGACGACGAAGUCGAAGUAUCCAAGAAGAAGGGCUCUCCUGAGCAGAUUGUCGCGAAGCCCGUCACUACGCGCACCCCUACUAAUAAAGCCAGUGUGGUUGCUGCACCUGAGGCUGACAUUGCUUCUGUUCCUGCAACCACCGCGGUGCCAACCACCCCUACUCCUCCCCGAGUUGAGUCCCGAGACACCAACAGUGCUGCCAGCGCUCCUCCCUCGUCAUCGUCGCGACGAAAGCGAGAUGGCUACCGAUCUCCCCUGCUUGAAGAGUUCCGAAACAACAAGUCCAAGAAGUUCGAGCUCAAGGACCUCCAGGGCCAUAUCGUGGAGUUCAGUGGUGACCAGCAUGGAUCUCGGUUCAUCCAGCAGCAGCUCGAGUCUGCCAGCGGUGAGGAGAAAAGCGCGAUUUUCGAGGAAAUCCGUCCUUCUUCUCUGCAGCUUAUGACCGACGUGUUUGGCAACUAUGUGGUCCAGAAGUUCUUUGUGCACGGUAGCAACGCCCAAAAGGCUGUUCUAACCAAGCAGAUGGAGGGUCACGUGCUCAGCCUGUCGCUGCAGAUGUAUGGCUGCCGUGUCGUCCAGAAGGCCAUUGAGUACGUCGACACUGCCAAACAGGCGCACCUGAUCAAUGAGCUAGAUAAGCAUGUGCUGCGAUGUGUCAAGGACCAGAACGGAAACCAUGUGAUCCAAAAGGCCAUUGAGAAGAUUCCCCCUCAGCACAUUCAGUUUAUUAUCAACGCGUUCAACGAGCAGGUGUACCAGCUGGCCACACAUCCUUACGGUUGCCGAGUCAUUCAGCGAAUGCUCGAGCACUGUGAAGAGGCCCAGGCGGCCAUUCUGGCCGAGCUGCACAACUACGCCUACCACUUGAUCCAGGACCAAUAUGGAAACUAUGUGAUUCAGCAUGUGUUGGAGCAGGGCGCUCCUGACGAUAAGGAGGCCAUGAUGCUGGUGAUUAAGCAGCACGUGCUCAUCUUCUCGCGACACAAGUUUGCGUCCAACGUUGUGGAGAAGUGUGUCAUCUACGGUAACCGACGGCAGCGUCGGGCUCUGAUUGAAGAGAUUGCCACCGAGCGGGAGGAUGGCACUCUCCCCAUUACCGUCAUGAUGAAGGAUCAGUUUGCCAACUACGUGAUCCAAAAGCUGCUGGAUGUCAGCGAGGGAGAGGAUUUCGAUCUUUUGGUGAGCAUCAUUAAGCCUCAUCUGGCGUCGUUGAAGAAGUACAGUUACGGCAAGCAUCUGGCUUCCAUCGAGCGUCUAGUUCUUUUGUCCGAAGGUGGCGAAUAG
Yarrowia lipolytica CLIB122 is the source of this 2259-nucleotide messenger RNA. NCBI's taxonomy places the organism in Eukaryota, Fungi, Ascomycota, Dipodascomycetes, Dipodascales. The record is from RefSeq and is a predicted model, not a curated record.